UCACCGGCACCAAUCGAUUUGAGUGGAAACUUUAAUUCAAAUCAUCAAACCGCUAUAUCUAUUCACAACUUUUGUCCCUGUCGUUUCUUCACGCUCCUCCCCAAUUCGAUUUCGCCUUCUCCUUCUUCUUCUUAUUGUCCUAGCUUAGGGUUUUUUUGAUUUCUCAAUAAUUAUUGCGAAGUUAAUUUUAGGAAUUUUUUUCAAGAAAAAGUUUCUUUAGAAAGGAUUUAAUCAAUGUCUGCUUCCACAGUGUCCAUCACCGCCAAUCCGUCCUCCGUCGCCACCCGGCGGCGAACCGCCGUCGAGAAAAGGCAGCCCGCCGCUUUGGACAUUGCCGAAUCCAACUUAGCGGCCGCGGCCGCUGCAGCCGCCGUCGCGUCUCCAUCCACAGGCAACGAUAAACACGCCGCAGGCGACGCUGCUAUCAAAGAUCUAAGUCAACAUUCAAUCCGAACGGAAACUAGAGAUCCAAUUCAAGCCGUCAGGAAGCCCUUGCCCAACUCAAACGGCGCCUCGCCUUCGUCUCGCCGUGCGGGGACCACGAAGAAAUCUUCCAAGCCCGAGAAACCGCGCUGGCUCACGGUUGUUAGUAUAUUCACUAAGAAUUUAUGUCUUUUGUUAAUCAUAGUAGGUUUAAUUCAGAUGGUUCGGAGAAUUUUUGUCGAUUCGGGAAGUCGAAAUACUGACGGACUCACCGUGAUCUCUGACGAUUUCGAGGGCAAAGUUGCGGAACUGGAGAAUUUUUUGAAGAAAACUACUAAGAUGAUGCAAGUCCAAGUAGAUGUCAUCGACAAAAAGAUCGAGAGUGAAAUUAAAACCGUGAGAAAUGAAUUUAGUGAGAAGCUUGAGGAAAAAGGUGCAGAAUUGGAUGCAAAAUUUAAGGAAUUGGAUGGGAGGAGUGAGAAUUUGAAGAAGUUGGUGAUCGAAAUGGAAACCAAGAAUUGGGUGUCUAAAGAAGAGUUUGAUAAAUUUCUGGAUGAGUUCAAGGAGAAGAAAGGUGUUGAGAUCAGCGAUGUGAGUUUGGAUGAGGUAAGGGCUUAUGCUAGGGAUAUAGUUGAGAGGGAGAUUGAGAAACACGCCGCAGAUGGGCUAGGGAGGGUGGACUUUGCCUUGGCUUCUGGUGGGGCAAUGGUGGUGAAACACUCAGAGCCCUUUGUUGCAAAGGGAGGGAGUAGCACUUGGAUUUCUUUGACUAAUCGGUAUAGAGUUCAUUCAGAUGCCGUGAAGAUGCUGACACCAAGUUUUGGAGAACCUGGGCAAUGCUUUCCACUCAAAGGAAACAGUGGAUUUGUCCAGAUCAGGCUACGAACAGCCAUUAUUCCAGAGGCUGUGACACUGGAACAUGUUGCUAAGAGUGUUGCUUAUGAUAGGUCCAGCGCUCCCAAGGACUGCAGGGUCUCUGGAUGGCUCCAACGGCAAGAUAUGACCGAUGCAGCAGUUGAUGGUGAGAAGAUGUUUCUUUUGACAGAAUUUACAUACGAUCUUGAGAAGACCAGUGCUCAAACUUUCAACGUGCUGGAGUCUGCAGCCUCGAGUGUUGUCGACACAAUCAGGUUAGAUUUUGGAUCUAAUCACGGGAACCCUUUGCAUACAUGCAUCUACAGAUUGAGGGUACACGGAAGUGAACCCAACUCUGUGUCAAUGAUGCCAAUGGAGUCAUGACACUAUCGUUACUUGGUGGCUGUUGGCAUCCCUUUGUGCUUUGUCCUAUUUAUGUUUGUAAUCUUCCUAGGUGUUCAUUGCUAGUACUAGUAGAUGUAUCAACAAGUUCCCAAUAUUAUCCUUCCCUAUCAUCAUAUUUAGGGAGCAUUGUUUUGUACUUAGUUGGAGGGUAGACAUGUAAAUGUGGUUUUCGUUUCUCAGCUUGACAUUAUCUACUUAAGAUCGAGUUUAGAAAUUUGGUAGCAAGUCAUGCUCUUGUAAAACUUGGAGUACCCUCGUAAACAAUUACUCUUGCCUCGUUCCUUAGUUUGCCAGAAAAUGGUUGUGUAAAAUACUCUGUUAGCAAAAUAAUUGUCAUUGUGAUAGUAUACCUUAAGUUUUGAACUUUGAUUA
This is a messenger RNA of Ipomoea triloba (trilobed morning glory), 2055 nucleotides long. RefSeq names its product SUN domain-containing protein 1-like. Gene Ontology annotation, cellular component: nuclear envelope. The transcript is spliced from 2 exons. Lineage: Eukaryota; Viridiplantae; Streptophyta; Magnoliopsida; Solanales; Convolvulaceae. Gene Ontology annotation, molecular function: protein-membrane adaptor activity. Gene Ontology annotation, biological process: nuclear envelope organization. Bases 235 to 1662 code for a protein of 475 amino acids. The record is from RefSeq and is a predicted model, not a curated record.